Messenger RNA from Asterias rubens (European starfish), 4044 nucleotides. Its product is annotated as A disintegrin and metalloproteinase with thrombospondin motifs 16-like. The transcript has 24 exons. The record is from RefSeq and is a predicted model, not a curated record. The coding region runs from base 2 to 3649 and encodes 1215 amino acids. NCBI's taxonomy places the organism in Eukaryota, Metazoa, Echinodermata, Asteroidea, Forcipulatida, Asteriidae. Gene Ontology annotation, molecular function: metalloendopeptidase activity. Gene Ontology annotation, cellular component: extracellular matrix. Gene Ontology annotation, biological process: extracellular matrix organization; proteolysis.
CAUGCGAUCAACAUCACCCAUCACCCGCAGAGACUACAUAAAUACUUACUCUAGAUAUUCACAUGGUUUUAUGUUAUUUUUCAAAAUGAUUUUAAACUGGGUGGCGACCUUUUUGCUGGUAACGGUUGCUGUUUUGGCGGGAAAAGCAAGCUCGUUGUAUAUUUCGGACGAGAAUGAUCUGACUCAUAAUGAAAUAAGAAGCUAUUUUGGAGGAGUGGUUUCUGGAGCAAGAAAAGGACACAACUACGACAUUAUUGACAUAUGGGACCAGCCAGAGUCCACCCUGGGCAAGCUCCCACUUCGUUCGGCAUCCCACAACAAUCAUCACGACAUUCACUUCACAGCCUUCCGGGAAAAAUUCCACCUUCGCCUCCACAAGAACGACUGGCUCGUCCGGGACGGAUUGCGGAUGGAAACCCUUGGACGUAACGGGUCCGUUGUGGACAGCAAGGUUGUACGAGGUGACUGCCACUACUUCGGGAAAAUGGUGUCUCACAACAGCUCAUCCAUUGCACUCAGUAAAUGCAAUGGUUUGACUGGAAUGUUCAGUUAUGACCAGCACGACCUUUUUGUGAAGCCACUACGCAAUGACCACGCGGAACAAUAUAGACGAAGAAGAAGAGAUGCGGUUGACCCUCACAUCGUGUACAGACGGUCUGUGGAUGACGGUAGUGAUGCGGCAGCCAGGUUCUGUAGCCCUCCGCCACCGGAGAGAGACCCCGAGACAGGUUUGACCGUAGAUGAAGAAAUGAUUGCUGCCCUCGACGGCAAGAUAUUGCCACCUUCUCUACAAUCUGGCCAGAAAUUCAUGGAACUGAUGGUCACCGUGGACAACGAAAUGCGCAAAUAUCACGGAAACGAUGAUCUGGACACCUACGUCACUAGCAUUUUGAAUAUUGUUGCUCGUCGAUUUGUUGAUCCAAGCCUCGAUGCCAAUAUUCAUCUUCAUCUGGUUAAGUUUUAUGUUCUGGAGAGCGAUGAAGUAGGCACGGCAUCUGAUCAGUUUCCGACGGACUACACUUUCACUGUCACCAACAAUGGCCAUGAUCUCUUGGAUGACUUCUGUCAAUGGCAAGCAAGAAGGAACACAGUCGAUGAUGCUGACCCUGAUCAUUGGGAUAAUGCUAUGCUCAUAACAAGAUAUGAUCUGAUCAACCCAACGGAUGGUUCCAAUUCACUUCUGGGCAGGGCACCAGUUGGAGGCACCUGCCACCAUACUCGCCAGUGUUCAAUCAAUCAGGAUGAUGGGUUGGGAUCAGCUUUGACCAUUGCACAUGAGACUGGCCACACACUGAACUUGAAUCACGACAGUUCAUAUGGAUGUCCAGAUAGCAUUAACAUCAUGUCAGCUAUAAGGUCAUCAGGGGAGAAUGCUUUCUCUUGGUCAAUGUGCAGCCAAACCAACAUACAGAAAUUCUUAAGAAACCCAGUGAGUAGUUGUUUGAACGAUGAACCAGCAGGUAGUCCUAUAUCCACCAAUGAGCUUCCAGGUACCAUCUACAGCUAUGCUGACCAAUGUAGGUUCACCAUUGAUGUUGAAGGGUUCAUAUACCCAGUAAACGGAAAGGUUGUUUGCUCAGUGCUGGCAUGUGCAGAUUCAGGCAGAGCAUGGAGGUCCUCAGGAACUCCAGUAAUGGAAGGAACAGAAUGUGGGACUGAUAAGUGGUGUAUUGAUGGUAAGUGUGUCCAGAGAGUGGCCUUACAAGGAGCAGUGGAUGGUCAGUGGUCAGACUGGCAAGCUAUAUUCAAACCAUGCUCACGUACAUGCGGUGGGGGCGUAAGGCUACGUAAGAUUCGCUACUGCAAUAACCCAAGACCCUCAAAUGGUGGAAGGAGCUGUGAAGGAAACAGUGAAGAUUUUGAAGUUUGUGAAAACCAGCCUUGUGAAACAUCCCAAGAUGAAUUCAGAGAUGAACAGUGUAAAGCAACGAGUGACACGCCGUUAAAUGGAGUCCUCUACAACUGGCUAACAGGAUACACCAACGGUCUGACAGGGGAUGAGCUAUGUGAGCAUAAAUGCCUGAGCGAAGACAGAAUAAUCAACGGUAGGGAGCCAUUUCAGUUUAUUGAUGGAACACGAUGCUGGCAUGGUGAGGAAGCUGAUGCUGAUAAACUUGAGCUGUGCCUUGGAGGAACAUGCAGGACUUUUGGGUGUGACGGGCGAGAAGGCUCAGACGCAGUGUUUGACAACUGCGGCUGGUGCAACGGUGAUGGGUCCAAAUGCACCCUGGUCUCCAAUAGCUACACAGGUGGUGAUAGUAUAGGUUUCAAUCGUGUUUUGACUUUGCCUUCUGGUUCAACCAGAGUACAGCUAUCCAACCUCAACAACCGAUACUCCUACUUGGCUUUGAAGUACAGUAAUGAGUAUGUCGUAGAAGGCAAUGGUAGAUACGCUCCAUCCAGUGGACGAUACAGUGCAGGAAACGCUGUCGUUAUCUACACUAGGAGAAACGGAGUAGAAGAGAUGACCAUUACUGGACCAACAGAUGGAGAGAUCGUUGUAGAUGCUUAUCUAGUACUAGACCCUAAUGUAAACUACGCUGCUGGAGUGAAUGUCAGACCGGAUAUACGCUACCAGUAUUACCAACCGAGUGGAGCUCAGGAAUUGUACCAAUGGACGACUUCAUCUUUCAGUGAAUGCUCAAGGACCUGUGGAGGCGGUAGGCAGACUAGAUCAGUGACCUGUCGUCUCAUGACUGCUGAUAGGAGAACGGUGACUGCAGAGAAAAGCCUCUGCCCUCAGCCCAAGCCUAGUACACGCCAACCAUGCAAUGUAGAUGCUUGCCUCGCUGAGAUACCAGCGCAAUGGGAGACGAGUCAAUGGUUCCCGUGUUCUGAAACUUGUGGGCAAGGAACUCGUGUCAGGAUGGCAAGCUGUAUACGGGACGGCAUCGAGGCCCCCGGGAUGUGUGAAGAUUCCAACAAACCAUUGAUACAGGAGUCUUGCACUGUGCAGGAUUGCCCCUCAAUAGAUCAAGACUGCAAUGGACUGUCUGUGAAAUCCUCGGGUAUUAUCGACACACUCGGUAGAACGACUUCUAAAUCAACCUGUACCCAGAUCAUUGCAGUAGCCCCAGGGAAAAUGAUUGAACUGAAAAUCAUACAACUUUCUGUUGACUGCAACAAAGAGAGUUUUAUUUUAAAGUUUGGAAGGAGCGAGCAGAGACUUUGCGGACGGAUCGCCAAUCGUCUGUUUACGAUACCAACUAACAUUCUCAGUAUUGAGCAUAAUCUUAUGGAUUCUAGUUUAUUUGGUGGUUACCAUCUCACAUACAGCUUGACAGAUGCUACCACUCAGCCUAAUCCUUGUGACCGGGUGAUGACGAAAGCCAAAGGUUCAAUCACGAGUCCGAAUUGGCCCAAUCCGUACGGAGCAAAUCAGAUGUGUACAACCACCAUCGUUGCUGCGCCAGGAAAGACGAUUAAACUCAAGUUUAAAAAGUUUGUCUUGGAUGGUGCAGAGCCCUCGUGCUUGACUGAUUCUGUUUCGAUUACUGACUCGGCCAACCUACAAAGUAAAUCUGUAAACUGCGGGACCAAAAAGAGGUUCAACUACCGAUCCAAAAGUAACAUGAUUACUGUGGUGUUCAGGUCGGACUCCAAUACUCAACUUAAAGGAUUCAAAGCUAAUGUACUCCAUCUUAACUAAACGGCUUUAUAUUUAUUAAUUUUUAAAGCAUUUUGGCUUUAGACUUGGCUUGGGGCACUAGCUGCUGACGCUCAAUUUAAGACCAUGGCCCAAAUUCAUAAAGCCUAUAAGCAUAAAAACUUGCUAAGCACAUAACAAUAUUGGUUAUCAGAAAGUGUUUAUACCAGUCAACAACACAAAUGUUUACAUUGUUGCAGCUGAUGCCCCACUCGUUAUUUUGCUUAGCAAAGAAUUUUGCCUAGCAGUAUUUUGUCUGCUUAAAGCUUCGUGAAAUGGGCCCAUGUCUCAAAAAGCUUCAAAACUCGUUAUGCAACCUACUACAAGUCAAUAUUUAGUAAUUUAUUUAUUUAUCUGCUUAAAGUAUAUUGAAUUAUUUAUUUAUUCAGUGUUUUCAA